AUGGCUUCUUCAUCAACAUCACACAAUUCCGACUGGAAGUCCUCCCUCACCGCCCCUCCCAAAGACUACCGCCCACAAACAGAAGAUGUCACCGCAACCCAAGGCGCUUCUUUCGACGAUUUCGACCUCCGCCGCGAACUCCUCAUGGGCAUCUAUACUGCCGGCUUCGAAAAGCCCUCUCCCAUCCAAGAACAAGCCAUCCCCAUGGCCCUCACCGGCCGCGACAUUCUCGCCCGUGCCAAGAACGGUACCGGCAAAACCGCCUCCUUCAUCAUCCCGACCCUAAACCGAAUCAAUACGAAUCUGCCGCAUAUCCAAGCGUUGAUCUUGGUACCGACGCGAGAGCUGGCGCUGCAGACGUCGCAGGUGUGCAAGACGCUGGGCGCGCACAUCCCGGGGUUGCAGGUGAUGAUCACCACGGGCGGUACCACCCUUCGGGACGAUAUCCUCCGUCUCCAGCAGCCUGUGCAUAUCCUCGUCGGCACCCCUGGGCGAAUCCUUGACCUAGGGAGUAAAGGGAUUGCGGGGUUGAACAAGUGUGGGAUGUUUGUGAUGGAUGAGGCGGACAAGCUUUUGAGUGAAGACUUUAUGCCGGUGAUUGAGCAGACGUUGGCGUUGUGUCCGCAGGAGAGGCAGGUGAUGUUGUUUAGUGCGACGUUCCCAUGGACGGUGAAGGAGUUUAAAGAUCAACAUGUGGUGCAGCCUUUCGAAGUCAACCUGAUGGACGAGCUUACGCUUAAGGGUGUUACACAAUAUUACGCAUACGUCGAAGAAUCUCAAAAAGUCCACUGUCUCAACACGCUCUUCUCCAAACUCCAAAUCAACCAAUCCAUCAUCUUUUGCAACUCCACCAACCGCGUCGAGCUCCUCGCCAAAAAAGUCACCGAGCUCGGCUACUCUUGCUUCUACUCUCACGCCAAAAUGCAACAAGCGCAUCGUAACCGCGUUUUCCAUGAUUUCCGCGGGGGCAUGACGCGAAACUUGGUCUGCUCGGAUUUGUUGACGAGGGGUAUUGAUAUCCAGGCGGUGAAUGUGGUGAUUAACUUUGAUUUCCCGAGGACGGCGGAGAGUUAUCUUCAUAGGAUUGGGCGAUCGGGUCGGUUUGGGCAUUUGGGUUUGGCUAUUUCGCUUUUGACUCUUGAAGACAGACACAACCUCUACCGUAUUGAAUCCGAACUCGGUACAGAGAUCGCCCCCAUCCCCGCCGUGAUCGACCCCGUCUUGUACGUUGCGCCGGCGAUGGUGGAGGAUGAACGGCCAUCACCGCCUCCUGUGCGUGCGGCUAUUGCUGCGCCUAGGCAGCAGCAGAGUCAGAGGAGGUCGCCGGCGCCGGCUCAGCAGCAACAAGCUGCUCCUCCUCAGCAGUACCAGCAAGCGCCUGAAGUGCAGUCGCCUCCUGUUCAAGCUCAGGCUCAAGGUCAACCGCCCGCUCAACCUCGGGCUUUCUCCAACCAAGCCCAGGGUCAACAAGGUCAGCAAGGCCAGAACAGACGGCCACAGAACCAGAGUGGAAAUUCGAACCCCAACUUGAGGGGACGAGGCCGAGGCGGUGGUGGCGGACGAGGAGGGAGGGGUGGACAGGGGCAGAGCCAGGGGGCUUCGCCUGCGCCUGCUCAGGCUUGA
Messenger RNA from Cryptococcus wingfieldii CBS 7118, 1623 nucleotides. RefSeq names its product ATP-dependent RNA helicase dhh1. Bases 1 to 1623 code for a protein of 540 amino acids. Gene Ontology annotation, biological process: P-body assembly; cytoplasmic stress granule assembly. The transcript has 5 exons. The record is from RefSeq and is a predicted model, not a curated record. Lineage: Eukaryota; Fungi; Basidiomycota; Tremellomycetes; Tremellales; Cryptococcaceae. Gene Ontology annotation, molecular function: mRNA binding; ATP binding; RNA helicase activity. Gene Ontology annotation, cellular component: P-body; cytoplasmic stress granule.